GCCGUAUACAGAAUCGUAAUGUUUUAAGACCUAAUUGAUUGUUAUAUUUGUUGUGGAUUGAUGUUAUAAAAUGGAAACUAAUCUCCGCAAAAGAAAUCUUGAACAAGAAAAUAAUACAAGUGAACAUGAGGACCACCUUAGUGACUCAAGCAUAAUUGAGCCGACUGAACCUCCAAAACCAAAAGACGAGACACCAGAGUUUAUGAAGGAAGCUUUGAAGGAUUUAACUCCACGAUGGCGGAACUGGUGGAUUAGAGGCUUGUUCACUAUUUUAAUGAUUGGGUAUUUUGGACUUGUCAUUUAUCUUGGAACCUUCGCUUUUAUGGCUUCAGUAAUUCUGUUCCAAGUCAAAUGUUUCCAUGAAAUUAUCACUAUUGGACACCAGGUCUACAAAUCCUAUGAUUUACCUUGGUUUCGAACACUAAGUUGGUAUUUCUUGAUCUGCUCAAACUACUUCUUCUAUGGGGAAACUGCUAUGGAACAUUUUGCUGCGUUUAUACAGAGUGAGAAACAUAUGAUGUUCUUAGCAAAAUAUCACCGAUUGAUCUCAUUCAUGCUUUACUUGGUUGGAUUUAUGUUGUUUGUUUUAAGCCUGGUGAAGAAACGAUACAGACUGCAGUUUUUUAUGUUUGGUUGGACACACGUGACAUUGCUUAUUAUCGUUACACAAUCUCAUUUGCUGCUACAAAAUCUAUUGGAGGGAAUUAUCUGGUUGAUAGUCCCAGUAUCAAUGGUAAUAUGCAACGAUAUUAUGGCCUAUAUGUGUGGAUUUUUCUUCGGAAGGACCCCAUUAAUUAAGCUUUCACCAAAGAAAACAUGGGAGGGUUUUAUUGGAGGAGCGUUCUUUACUAUUAUAUUUGGUUGGCUGGUAAGUACACUGGUUUUAAGCUGUUCUUAUGAUAUUAGUAGCAUAGGCGUCUAACUUUUGAAAAAAGUUACCCAUUUGCUGCUACCAUUAUGGGCGUAUGUGUCAUUGGGCACACUGGCGUAAAGUUACGGGGUUGCAGGGUUGCCUGGCAACCCUUUGAUUUUCUCCAUACUAAUAAUGCGUAAGGAAUUACGUUCGACCAAACGAAGACGCCAUUAUUACUGCGAACAAACUUCAUUUACGUUCGUUAAAAUAUGUCAAUACCGAUGCGUCAUUCACGACACAAACGCAUUCAACUGGUAUUUAAACUCCUGUUUGCUAAAUAAUUCACGUGUGAAUCGCUAUUGUGACGUCAG
This is a messenger RNA of Ciona intestinalis (vase tunicate), 1224 nucleotides long. The record is from RefSeq and is a predicted model, not a curated record. Lineage: Eukaryota; Metazoa; Chordata; Ascidiacea; Phlebobranchia; Cionidae.